Messenger RNA from Aphanomyces astaci, 1099 nucleotides. RefSeq lists its product as hypothetical. NCBI's taxonomy places the organism in Eukaryota, Oomycota, Saprolegniomycetes, Saprolegniales, Verrucalvaceae. The transcript has a single exon. The record is from RefSeq and is a predicted model, not a curated record. Bases 50 to 1039 code for a protein of 329 amino acids.
GCCCUGCAAACUUACGCGACUCGUCGGCCGCCGUGCAUGACUUGGCGUGAUGAGCUUCCUCUCGCGCUUUGAGAACAAAAUCUCCACCGUGACCAUGCACGGCACCCUCCGUCGCGCCGACGGCGUCGAAGAGGUCCGCAGUGGCCCCAUGCGCAGAAAACCGCAACCGUCCGCCAUGGUUGUGACCCAACCCGACAACAAUCGCGACCACAACUCGGUCUCUGCCCGUUAUGACGACGACGACGACCAACAAGACAGUUCGUACACCGUCGUCCAAGCCUCUGCAAAAGCCACCUCCCAGCAUCCCCAGCAACUUGCCAAGCAACAACAACCUCCGCACGGGUCCUCCCCUCGACGCGGAAACCCCCAACCAUUGCCACCUGCGUCGUUGUCGCCUAAACCGACCUACACGACACCUCUCAAGCCAUCGAAGCCACCUCAAAACUCACCAGACGACGACGACCGAAAGGCCAGCAUAAGUACCCACGAUUAUUCCAAGCUAAGUACCCACGAAGAUCAGCUCGCGUUCAGCAAGAAGGCGCGGCCGGUCAGCUACGAGCCGUGCACGUUGUCCGAGUACCGACAGGAAAAGCACGACAAGUACUACGAACUGGGCAAACUGCAGCCAGAUUUGAACGCGACGGAGCUGGUCGAAAAGCGAGCCAACCAGGAACGCGUCAAGGAGUUCUCCAAGAACUUGCGCCAGAUCAACCAAUCGAUUCCCAAGAAGUCAGCAACGACCGUAGACGACAAAGCAUCGCCAAAAACGAUGUCCACGCGGGAUAAAGCAUUGGCAUUUGCCAAGCAAAACGUGCCCAAGCCCAAAACUCGCAAGGUGCCGAGCCCCGUGAAGCAGCAUGCUGCGCCGCGCAGGUCGUCUAAGGCCGCGCAUGUGGAUGAGACUGAAGAGGACGAUGGAGGACGAGUUGCUGGAGAAGAUGGGGCGUUCGUGAGCAACGUUAUGACAGAGCUGCAGCAACUCCAGCUCAAACACCGAGCUGCGCGAGCUCAGAUUGAAGCCCUCAUGCGCGAUGGCUAAGCAAUGAUGAAUACGUGAAAAGAUAUAUUAAUAUUCAAAACUAAUUGUAUUUUUUUAGAA